UUUACCAACAACUUCUUCUUCUUCUUCUUCUCCUUCUUUCAACAAGGGAUUUUAGGGUUUUGGAUUCUCCGCAUUGUACGCCACUCUCUUCAAUACACCUUGGUUAGUGAUGAUGAGUGUCGAAUCUUGAAGUUUCAGGAGAAAGGUUUAGGAUUGUUUUGAUCUGUUUUAGAAUAUGGGGGAGACUAGGAGGCAUUCUGUGGAUGUUCCCAUUACAAGAACUCUUGUUGCUCUUAGAAGGGUUAGGUCACUGAGAGAUCCAUGUACCACUUCUAUGAGCAAGUUUGCUUCUUUGCUUGACAAUGUCAAAUGGGAAACUGGUUCCAACAAUGGGAUCUCACUUCAGUUUGUGGAACAUGGUGAUGAUGCUUGUAAGGCUGCUGCUGAUGCUCCUGUGGGUUUGAUUCCUUUUGGUUCAUACUCGAUAAUGGAGGAGCUAGAGAGUGGUUGUGAUCUUCACAAGUUGAGUAGCAAGGUGCUAAAUGUUGAAGGAGACGCCUGCUCAAGGAGUAGUCAAAGAUCUUGCGCUGAUUUAUCGGUUAAAGGUAGGGAGUUAGCUUGUAAUGUGCCUUCUAUUAGUCAUGUUGAGGAGGCUGCUUCAGGGGGAAGAUAUAGAACUACUCAUUAUUCCACUAAGUUAGCUAGCUCAGUUGGUGAAUAUGGAAGCCGUUUAGGUAGUCCGGUGACCUCAACAAAUCAUAGUUAUUAUGGAGAUGAAGAUGUUGAUUUUGAUAGUCAAUCUAACCGUGGUUGCGGUAUAACUUAUUGCUGGUCAAGAACGCCGAGGUACAGAGGAUCAAACCAAUCCUCAGAUGUAGAAGAGUAUCCUUUAUUGCCUGGAAAUGGAAAUGGUGAGAGUGAUGUGGUGACACCGAGUCACGAAGUGUUGUCGAGGAGUCUGAGUCAGAAAUUCAGGCCGAAAUCUUUCGAUGAGUUAGUUGGGCAAGAAGUCGUGGUCAAAUGUCUCUUGAGCACCAUAUUAAGAGGAAGGAUUACUUCUGUGUACCUUUUUCACGGUCCUCGUGGGACUGGUAAAACAUCAACGUCUAAGAUAUUUGCUGCUGCUUUAAACUGCCUUUCACAGGCUGCACAUAGUAGACCAUGUGGCUUGUGCAGUGAAUGCAAAUCAUACUUCUCGGGAAGAGGCAGGGACGUAAUGGAAACGGAUUCGGGUAAACUAAACCGGCCUAGCUACCUCAGAUCUCUCAUCAAGAAUGCAUCUCUUCCUCCAGUUUCAUCUAGAUUUAAGGUUUUUAUAAUCGACGAGUGUCAGUUAUUAUGUCAAGAAACUUGGGGUACUCUCUUGAACAGUUUGGACAAUUUCUCUCAGCAUUCGGUUUUUAUACUGGUUACAUCAGAGCUAGAGAAGCUACCGCGUAACGUGCUCUCACGUUCUCAGAAAUAUCAUUUCUCUAAAGUAUGCGAUGUGGAUAUAUCAACUAAGCUGGCAAAGAUUUGUGUUGAAGAAGGUAUUGAUUUUGAUCAAGGAGCAGUUGAUUUCAUUGCUUCUAAAUCUGAUGGUUCACUUCGGGAUGCUGAGAUAAUGCUUGAUCAGUUAAGUUUGCUCGGUAAAAGAAUAACGACUUAUUUGGCCUACAAGCUUAUUGGGGUUGUUUCUGAUGAUGAAUUGCUUGAUCUGCUUGAUCUUGCCCUGUCUUCUGAUACUUCAAACACGGUUAUAAGGGCGAGGGAACUUAUGAGAUCCAAAAUAGAUCCAAUGCAGCUUAUUUCUCAGCUAGCUAAUGUCAUUAUGGACAUCAUUGCUGGAAACUCUCAAGAAAGUAGUUCAGCAACUAGACUCCGGUUUCUUACAAGGCAUACAUCUGAAGAAGAAAUGCAGAAAUUGAGAAAUGCAUUGAAGAUACUAUCUGAUGCUGAGAAACACUUGAGGGCAUCGAAAAACCAGACAACCUGGCUCACUGUGGCACUUUUGCAACUUAGCAACACCGACUCAUCUUCUUUUGCAACAGAUGAAAAUGGAAGAAACCAAAUAAGCAAAGACGUUGAGCUCUCCAGCACAUCAUCAGAUUUUCCUGGUGAUGUUAUUAAAUCAGAAACCGAGGAGCGUCAAGAGAAAAACUGUAAUGAAACAGCUGAAACUGUGUGGAAAACGGUUACAGAUUUGUGCUGUUCUGAUUCACUAAAGAGGUUUCUGUGGAAACGAGGAAGGUUGACUUCACUUACUGUUGACAAAGGUGUGGCAAUAGCUGAAUUGGAAUUCUACACACCUCAACAUGUAGCAAGAGCCGAGAAAUCAUGGAAAUUGAUUGCAGACUCGUUCCAAUCGGUGUUAGGAUGCAACGUUGAGAUCCGAAUGAAUCUUGUUAUCUCUGCGUGUUCUCCACCAAAGAGUGCUAAAGCAGCAGCAAGUCUUUUCUUUGGACUUUUCAGUUGCUCUCGUAGAAUGCUUCACAAAUCGUAUUUGACAACAAGAACAGACUCUGAUUGCGCAUCUGAAAAGCCUGCAGUUACAAAUUCUCUGAGAAGUUGCCAAGGAAAUGUCUUGAGGGCUAGAAGUGUUCGUUCUUCAGCCAAUGCAUCGUCGCGAAUGAGCUGUUCCAGUGAUCAAGGCGAUGCAAAUUCUGCUAUGUGUACUCCACACAUGCCUCCGGGUGAAAAAAGGCCAGAAGAUGACACUGAUGUGUUGUGUUGGAAGAGGACUCCCAUAGGCAAGGGUCAGGGGGAGACACAGAACAGCAAGAGCUCACGGCUUAUUGGCCGAGUCCUUCCCUGCAGCAGCACUGCAGCUGCUAAUUAAGGGAUCUUGAAUGAUGAGGGCGUUCCCAUUUUGUGGAACCAAUAGGUUUUAGCAAAUCCAUUGAGACCUGCCUGUUUAGGUCAAUGGGACACAAAAAUGUACAGUUGCAAAAUGUGUUUCGAGACCAUAUUUUAGAUUAGCAUAUAUACUAAUCAAUCAUUUUAACAGAC
Molecule: messenger RNA, 2928 nt
Organism: Arabidopsis arenosa
Lineage: Eukaryota; Viridiplantae; Streptophyta; Magnoliopsida; Brassicales; Brassicaceae
Source: the annotation of a GenBank genome assembly